Xyrauchen texanus (razorback sucker) is the source of this 2192-nucleotide messenger RNA. RefSeq names its product coiled-coil domain-containing protein 90B, mitochondrial-like. Bases 75 to 836 code for a protein of 253 amino acids. The record is from RefSeq and is a predicted model, not a curated record. Gene Ontology annotation, cellular component: mitochondrion. Lineage: Eukaryota; Metazoa; Chordata; Actinopteri; Cypriniformes; Catostomidae. The transcript has 9 exons.
AGUGCAUAUACUUUACCUUCUUCACAAUACUAUCAAACCGAACCUUCGUUCAGUCUGGCAAUAUUUGGUCAACAAUGUCAUGCUGGGGAAUCUUUCUGCACAGACAAUGUCAGUUCUCCUCCCUUUUAAAAUUGCACCAGCUCAACAUGCAACAAAAGUGUCAAAGGAGAGGGUUCCAUGCAUCGACCUCUGUGAACACUUAUGAUGUAAGGAAAGUGGAGUUAACGCCACUGGAGCAGAGGAAACUCACUUUUGACUCCCAUGCGCUUGUGACAGAGCUGGAAUCCAGCGGCUUUGAGAAGAGGCAGGCAGAAGUGAUCGUAACCGCAGUGGUGACUCUUACUACAGCCAACAUGGACAUUGUAUACAGAGAUAUGGUCACAGGAGCCCAUCAGGAAAUAGCGCUUCAACAAAUCAUGGCUCAUCUAGACUCAAUUAGGAAAGAUAUGGUUAUUCUGGAAAAGAGUGAAUUUGCCAACUUGCGUUCAGAAAAUGCUAAAUUGAAAACAGAACUGGAACAAAUAAAGAACAGACUACAGGAAGAAAGUCAAAAAAUCAGAGCAGAUGCAAAGUUAGAUAUUAAUCUGGAGCGAAGUAGAGUUACAGACAUGUUUACAGAACAAGAGAAGACUCUUAUGGAAGUUAGGACAGAGUUUCAUAAAAAGAAUGCAGAACUGGAAAGUGAAGCAGUGGAAACCUCAAAGACAAUAGACAUUCAAAUAGCCUCUUUGAAAACCCUCCUGGAAUCACUUAAACUGGAAACAAUUCGUUAUCUUGCAGUGUGCAUCCUCACCUGCUUGGCAAUUGCAUUGGGUUUCUAUCGCUUAUGGAAGUGAAUCUAAAAAAAAAAAAACAUUUGGAAGGGAUUUUUGUUGAUUUUAGUGGUGCUUGCGGAGCAAAGCAUCACUAUUAUAAUCUCACAUAUUUAUUAUUAUUCCUUACAAAACUUCGGCACCUAACCCGUCCCACACUGUUUGUAGUAGAUUGUAAUUAGGUGUCAAAACAACAGGCCUAUUGACGACACCUGUGCUAUGACUUUUCUAAGGGGUUGAGGGUACGGCGCACACCUAGGGGCAAAAAACGUCCCGAGAGAGUCCUAUAGGCAUACUAUGACAAGAGUCUCGCCCAUGAAAACAAUAGUUUUUUCCUACUUUGACAAUACUGAAUUUUGUGGGAUCAUAUCUCACAAUCAGAAUGUCAUAGAGACAUGGGGAUGCGCUCAUUUCACUCAGCAUUUCACUCAGGUCUCUACCAAUCAGUCUUUAAGGAUCAUCUUGGAAAUGGCUUACACCCCAGCAAACAUUUACGGCACCCUAGCAACCGCCCCAUAGACUUCCAUUCAAAAUGGCUCAGGAGGAUAUCUUCAGAACAGAAUGUUGUAGACACUUGGGGAUUGGCUCUUUGAGGGGAUUGAGUCAGGUUAGUACGCAGCCAAUAAGAAUAACUCUGGUCACUGACUAGCCAUGCACUAGCAACCAGCCCUAAUGACUUACAUUAAAAAUGUCUGAGAGUGCUAACUUUGGAUCAGAAUGUACUACAGACAUGACAGUUAGCUUAUUUCACUUGGGUUAGCAAUCAGUCUUCAUGUAUCCACUUGAAAAUCUACUUGGCCCUAACAACCAUUUAGAGCACCCUAGCAACCAUCCUCCUUGACUUCCAUUCCAAAUCGCUUAGAUGGUAUCUCAGGAUCAGAAUGUUGUAGAGACUUCAUUGUUUGCUUGUAUUACUCUGACAGCAAGCAGCCUUCUUAGUAUCACCCUGGCAACUGCCUAGCAACCUGAUGGGGUUACCCUAGCAACCAAGUAACAAAUCCCAUGCCUCUACACCAGUUCAUCAUAGAGACGUUUCAUUCAUUUGACUUAGGGUAGCAAGGAGGCUUUUGAGUCUGACACUGUUAACUGCCUAGCAACCAGAGGGGGUUACCCAAGCAACUAUGGAAUGACACCAAUAUCUCUGCACCAGAACAUCCUACUGUUAUGGGGGUGGCCUCUUUCAACUUGGGACAACUUAGUGUGACAUUGUGGUGAGAAAUUUUGCCACAGCAAACACCACUCACAUCUUCAUCAGGAAAUGUACCUAUCUAGUUGUUAUUACAAUUUUAUUACAUUUCAAUAUACAUGGUUUUGUGAGGAACAUGAAUAUAUUGUUCUUUAAUUUUCCUUUAGAUAUAUAUAUACAGUGAGGAAAAUAAG